AGAUCCAUGUGACACUUUUAUAAUGAUGGAGUUUAUUAAAGAGGAGAGUGAAGACAUGAAGAUUGAAGAAACAUUCAGCGUCAAACAUGAAGAUACUGAGGAACAAACAGGACAGUGUCCAAACACAGAGAAAAACGACUUCUGAAUCAACUGAGAUCCACGUGACACUGUUAUAAAGAUGGCAUUUAUUAAAGAGGAGAAUGAAGACAUGAAGAUUGACGAAGCUUUCAGAGUCAAACAUGAAGAUACUGAGGAGCAAACAAAGAUGGAGUUUAUUAAAAAAGAGAGUGAAGACAUGAAGACUGAAGAAAUAUUCAGAGUCAAACAUGAAGAUACUGAGGAACAAGCAAAGAUGGAGUUUAUUAAAGAGGAGAGUGAAGAAACAUUCAGAGUCAAACAUGAAGAUACUGAGGAACAAACAGACCUAAUGGCACUGAAAAAGGAGCAGGAAGUACUGAAUGAAAUUGAGGAGAAAGAUCAGUAUGAAAAUAUUCAUGAUUUCAUAACUGGAGAAAAAUAUUUUUGUUCCUUAAAGUCUAAAAAGACUUCUACGCAAAAAAGAGUUCAAAAGACAGGAACUAGAAGUUAUUUCACUUGCUUUCAGUGUGGAAAGAGUUUCAAUCAAAAAGGAAACCUUGAUGUCCACAGGCAAAUUCACACUAUGGAGAGCAUUUUUACCUGUCAACAGUGUGGAAGCAGUUACACUCAUAAAAGAAGCCUUAACAGGCACAUGAGAAUUCACACUGGAGAGGUACCUUUCACCUGCAAACAGUGUGGAAAAAGUUUCAAUCAACGAGGAAACCUUGACAGGCACAUGAAAAUUCACAACAGAGAGAAGCCUAAAAGAUCCCCUCAGUAUGAAAACAGUUUCAAUCAAAGUGGAAAUCUUGACCUCAACAGGAGAAUUCACACUACGGAGAACCUUUUUACCUGCCAACAGUGUGGAAGGAGUUUCACUCAUAAAGGAAGCCUUACCAGGCACAUCAGAGUUCACAUUGGAGAGAAGCCUUUCUCCUGCCAAUGGUGUGGAAAGAGUUUCACUCAUAAAAGAAACCUUACCAGGCACUUGAGAGUUCACACUGGAGAGAAGCCUUUCUCCUGCCAACAGUGUGGAAAAAGUUUCAGUCAAACUGGACACCUUAAAGCUCACUUCAGAAUUCACACUGGAGAGAAGCCUUUCACCUGCAAACAGUGUGGAAAAAGUUUCAACAAAAAAGAAAACCUUAAUACCCACAUGAGAAUUCACACUGGAAACAAAUCCUUCACCUGACAUCUGUGUAGAAAAAGUUUCAAGCAAAAACAAAAACUUUUCAUCCACAUGUGAAUUCACACUAUGGAGAGACUUGAUUUCACUCAUAAAGGAUACCUUAACAGGCACAUGAGAAUUCAUACUGGAGAGAAGUUUCAACCAAAAAGGUAACCUUAAGUACCACCUGAGGAUUUAUUCAAGAGGGACCUGUUUAAAUGCCAUCAGUGUGAAAUGAGUUUUACAGAAGAAAAAAACAAGAACUAGGAAUCAUGCAGGGACAUCAAAGAGAAGUCUGUCAUAUGCCAUUACUGUGGAAAGACUUCCAGAAACAGCACAUCUUGAGUUUCACAUAAGCUUGAUGAUGGCAUACCAUCUUCUAUAGAGCUUCUUUACAGCUGAAUCCCAUCUUGCAACAUUGACAUGUUACCUAACUGAAUUCACUCAACACUGAACUGAGUCUAAUUGAAUUUAAUUGAACAUUGCUGCCUUAUAUAGAACUGGUAACAACUGAAUUUGUCAUUUCAAACAUUGAUGUCAUUUCAAAUUGUUUAACUUCAGUUAUUGAUCUGAACUGACUUGAGAUUAAUAAUCACACUUUUUUAUUCCUGCUUUACAGUAGAAUCUGAACUGCCUUUAUUGAUUUUGCAAUUUCUCUGUUUAUCUCUGUGAUGUGUUUUAACACUGUAUUAUAUAAAGCAUAAUAGCUGACUUGACAUAUGAGUUCACACUAGAGGGAAUUAUUUCACCAGCCCUCAAAACCCUGAUAUACUCAUUUCUUUUCCAUUCUUCUCUUGGGUUUAAAAAUCAGAAUAGCCCUGCAUAUAUUAGCUUCAACCCUUAUUAAACAUACCAGAUCCAGCUAAUCAUGUCCUUCAGGGUUAUUUAAAAACCAACAGGUAGUUGUGUUGGAGCAGAGUUGGAGCCAGAGUUUUGCAUCCCUGAAGUAGUACAUCAGUAGGAAAGGCUGUAAUUGAAUUAAAAUCAGGGAAUCAUGCAAAAUUUAGCAUCAGAGUAGCUGCUCAAUAUGUCACAUUUUUAGAUAUUUGUGAUCCUCUCUGUGAAAACCCCGC
Carassius carassius (crucian carp) is the source of this 2319-nucleotide messenger RNA. Its product is annotated as gastrula zinc finger protein XlCGF57.1-like. The record is from RefSeq and is a predicted model, not a curated record. The coding region runs from base 179 to 1270 and encodes 363 amino acids. Gene Ontology annotation, biological process: regulation of transcription by RNA polymerase II. Gene Ontology annotation, molecular function: DNA-binding transcription factor activity; RNA polymerase II cis-regulatory region sequence-specific DNA binding. NCBI's taxonomy places the organism in Eukaryota, Metazoa, Chordata, Actinopteri, Cypriniformes, Cyprinidae. The transcript is spliced from 3 exons.